AUGACAUCUCAGCAAGAGAGUGAAUUUCUGGCAGCCACUCAUUGCCAUAUCUGCGAGCAGCGCUUCUCCCUCGAUGAUAAGAAAGUUCGGGACCACGACCACCUCACUCCAGAUAAUAACUACAGAGGGGCAGCUCAUGAAGGGUGCAACAUUAAUUACAAAGAUGCUCAUACUAUCCCAGUAAUAUUUCAUAACCUUAGCGGAUAUGACGCCCAUUUCAUUGUUAAUGAUAUUGCUUCACAUAUCAAAGGCCCCGUAGAUCUUCUUCCUAUUACUAAGGAAAAAUAUAUCUCUUUUACGAAACACAUUGAUGAUGCACGAAUUAAAUUCCGUUUUGUCGAUAGUUUUCGAUUCAUGGCUUCUUCUCUCGAUAAGCUCUCUUCUUAUUUGAUAAAAUAUCCUAAUCUCCGCUCCCAAUAUACUUCGCUUCCUGAGGAGAAUUUCUAUCUUCUAACUAAGAAAGGAAUCAUGCCAUAUGAUUAUAUUGAUUCAUUUACAAAAUUUAGUGACACGUCUCUACCUCCUAUCGAGUCUUUUUACAAUAAACUUGAGGAUAAACCAUGUCCUCGUCGGCAUUAUCGUAGAGCUCAAGAUGUCUGGUCGUCAUUCUCCUGUUCCACUCUCGGUGAUUAUAUAGAUUUAUACAUGAAAACAGACAUUCUUCUUCUUGCAGACGUCUUUGAGCAAUUUCGAUCCAGUUGUCUCAAAACAUAUAAUCUUGACCCAGCUCAUUACUUUACUCUUCCCGGCUUCACGUGGGAUGCAAUGCUUAAGCACACAAAACAGGAACUGGAGCUCUUAACAGAUCCAGAUAUGUUUUUGUUUGUGGAGCGUGGUAUUCGCGGUGGUUUGAGUCAAGUAUGCUCGAAACGCCGCGUUCACGCCAACAACAAGUAUAUGGCAUCUUACGAUCCUUCAAAGCCCGACUCCUAUCUGAUGUAUUUCGAUGUAAAUAAUCAAUAUGGUUGGGCAAUGUCUCAAUUCCUUCCGUAUGGAGGGUUCGAGUGGGUCGAUGCCAACAUUGAUAUUCUAAGUAUUCCAGACGAUGCUUCUGAAGGGUAUUUUCUCGAGGUUGAUCUGGAGUACCCCCAACAUAUCCACGAUCGUCAUAAAGAUCUUCCGUUUUGCCCCCAAUCAUUAAACCCUAAAACUAUGCUUCCUCCUAAACGACCGCGAGAGCAAACCAAAUUAAUGGCUACCGUUCAUGAUAAAGAAAGAUACGUAAUUCAUUACAGGGCCUUGAAGCAAGCGCUAGCACACGGAUUGGUGCUCAAAAAGAUUCACCGAGCCCUGAAAUUUAAGCAGUCUUCUUGGCUAAAGAGGUAUAUUGACCUGAAUACAAAUCUUCGGAAGGCAGCGAAAAAUGAAUUUGAGAAAAAUCUCUUCAAGCUUAUGAACAAUGCUGUGUUCGGCAAGACCAUGGAGAAUGUGCGCAAGCGCGUUGAUAUUAAAUUGCUUACUGAAUGGGAGGGUCGUUACGGAGCUGCAGCUAGAAUAAGCAGUCCCCUGUUUAAGAAUGCUACUAUUUUUAAUGAAAGCUUGGUAGCUGUCGAGAUGCAUAGAGCAGAAAUAUGGUUAGAUAAACCAAUAUAUGUGGGCAUGAGUAUAUUGGAUUUGGCUAAAACCACGAUCUACGAUUUUCACUAUGGGUAUUUAGAUAGAAGGUUUGGUGAGAACUUUACGACUUGCUAUACAGAUACUGAUAGUGUGAUCGUGGAGAUACGGGGAAAAGAUCCCUAUGAGGCUAUGAAAACAGACUGCCAUCAGCACUUUGACACGUCUGACUAUCCUAAAGAUAAUAGUUAUGGCAUUCCUCAGGUUAACAAGAAGGUGUUGGGUAUGAUGAAGGAUGAGAAUAAUGGAUGCAUCAUGACUGACUACAUAGGGCUCCGAUCUAAAUUAUAUACGACAAAAGUAGCUAUCACAGAUAAUGACAUCAAAAAAAGGAGGAUGAAGUUGUUAGAUCAGGAAUAUGAGGACGAUGAGAUUGAAAUCAUUAUUAGAAAUUAUGGUGUGACAAAGAAGGCGAAGGGGGUUAAGAAAUCUGUUGUAAACACUAAAAUUACCUUCGAGGACUAUGUCGAGUGUUUAGAUACCUUUACAACAAAGACAGCCUCGCAGAAUCUAAUACGCUCAGAUAAGCAUCAUGUUUAUACCAUAACACAAAGCAAGAUUGCGCUCAGCCCCAAUGAUGAUAAAAGAUAUCACCUUCCUGAGUCUUAUGAUACGCUUCCGUGGGGGCACUAUUUAAUUAAUAAUCUUGAGAUGGAUGUUGAUUAG
Messenger RNA from Diabrotica virgifera virgifera (western corn rootworm), 2280 nucleotides. RefSeq lists its product as uncharacterized. The coding region runs from base 1 to 2280 and encodes 759 amino acids. The record is from RefSeq and is a predicted model, not a curated record. NCBI's taxonomy places the organism in Eukaryota, Metazoa, Arthropoda, Insecta, Coleoptera, Chrysomelidae. Gene Ontology annotation, molecular function: nucleotide binding; nucleic acid binding. The transcript has a single exon.